AUGGGGAGUGACCCAUGGCGGACGGAUGGGCGUCAUGGAGCUGAGGGUGGUCAUGGGUACCGCCAGGACACGGGAGUAUACCGCUCGCCGGAAGAAGGCUAUCGCCGUCGCGAAGAGAGAAGUCGCGGGCGAGGGCUGGAGGAGUUCUUCUCGGGUCGCCAAGGCAAUCUGGAUGUGGAUGGAGAGGACGAGGCUGACUCGGCGAAUCAAGUGCGGGAAACGAAUCGUGAAGGCGAGACCAAGGGCGAUGACGGAUCCCAAGAGGAAGGCGCAGGCGAGCAGCGCGAGAUGCCCGCUGGAGUCAAGGACGACGAUCCCGCGCAUGCGGGCGUGGCGGCGGAGCCAAGCGCGACGGAGGCGGACGAAAAGGGUGGUACUCGAGACCUGCCACGCGACGGGGAGAAAGGCGACGGCGGGGGGCGUGGCAGUGGCGCGCGCUCUCCGGAUCCGCGUCAGCAGCGUGACAAGGGACGUGGCGGCGGUGCGCGUUCGCCUGAUCCACGCCUGCAUCGUGACGGAGGACGCAGCGGCGGUGCGCGCUCGCCAGAGCCUCCGCUGAAUCGUGAUGGGGGACGCGGCGGUGGCGCGCGCUCGCCAGAUCCGCGGGUGUAUAGGGAGGGGGGGCGUAACGGCGGCAUGCGCUCGCCAGAUCGGCGGCAGACUCGUGAUGGGGAACGCGGUGGCGGCGCGCGCUCGCCAGAUCCACGUCUCCCGUACGAGGACGGGAGGCGCGGAAGCGGCUACCGCUCGCCAGGACGGCAGCCGCUGCAUGCAGAGAGACAUGGAGGCGGCUACCGCUCGCCAGUGCCACGGCAGCACCAGGACGGUGGGCGCAGGGGAAGUGUGCGCUCGCCGGAUCCGCGGAGGUACCACGACUGGAGGAGCGGAGGGGAGCUGCGCUCUCCAGAUCCGCGUUACCCUCGUGAUGAGAGACGCGGGGGCGGCUACCGCUCGCCUGACCCGCAGCGGUAUCAUGGAGAGAGCAUCGGCAACAGAGCAGGGAUGAGGGGCGCGGCGGCGGGCAUCACUCACCUGAGCGGUACUGGCAGCAUGACGGAAGACGUGCUGGUGAGGGAGGACGGGAGCAACGCGACAGCAGAGGGGGAAGCAGCGGGCUGA
Molecule: messenger RNA, 1119 nt
Organism: Closterium sp. Yama58-4
Lineage: Eukaryota; Viridiplantae; Streptophyta; Zygnematophyceae; Desmidiales; Closteriaceae
Source: the annotation of a GenBank genome assembly